Molecule: messenger RNA, 1873 nt
Organism: Trachemys scripta elegans
Lineage: Eukaryota; Metazoa; Chordata; Testudines; Emydidae
Product: cytochrome b561
Exons: 6
Coding region: 389-1150 (253 amino acids)
Cellular component (GO): lysosomal membrane
Molecular function (GO): oxidoreductase activity
Source: RefSeq, a predicted model, not a curated record
GGGAUUGCUUCAGUGGCUAAAUGCCUGGGAGCUGAGAAUUGGCACUAAUAUCUCAUGCUCCUGUUUGCCGUGUCAAGGCCACUGCCUAGUGAAGCGGAAUGGGUUAACUGCUUCUGGGCGUCUGUUUCCCAGCAUGCAUAGCUUCAUUGGGGAUCUUGCUUCAGGUGUUACCAGUUUAGCUGAGGCUGAUUGUCAGGAGGUGAUUAACCUAGCCUGAAACAUCAGGCACAGCUGAGAGCACUGGGUGAGCAGCUGUCACUUGGCAGAUGAUACUGAAGCGCAGAGAGGCUGUUCUCGCUGCUGUUCGAGACUGAAGUGGGGUGUGGACUGACUGUCUAGGAGUCCAGUUUGAGAUUUUGUCCCAGGAGCGUCCCUGGCCUCGCCUGGCAUGGAGGACGGUCUCACCAGGCCUGCGAGCCCGGCAGGGCUCUCCUGGUACAUGGCAGCCUCUCAGCUGUUAGGUUUGACUGUGAUCGCCAUGACCGGCGCCUGGAUGGGCCAGUACCGGGGCGGUAUUGCUUGGGAAAGCGUGCUGCAAUUCAACGUCCACCCUCUCUGCAUGGUCAUUGGCAUGGUCUUCCUCCAAGGGGAUGCUCUCCUGGUUUACCGGGUCUUCAGGAACGAGACCAAGCGCUCAGCCAAAAUCCUCCAUGGGCUCCUCCACGCCUUCGCGCUGCUCAUCGCCCUUGUGGGGGUGAUCGCCGUGUUCGAUUACCACAGGAAGAAAGGCUUUGCAGACAUGUACAGCCUGCACAGCUGGUGUGGAAUAGCAGCCUUCAGCCUCUACUUCAUCCAGUGGCUCGUGGGCUUCAGCUUCUUCCUGUUUCCUGGAGCAUCCUUCUCGCUCCGCAGCAGAUACAAACCACAGCACGUCUUCUUCGGCGUCUUCCUCCUCGCUCUCUCCAUCGCCACCUGCCUCCUGGGCAUCAAGGAGCUGCUCCUCUUCAGUAUCCAGGCCACCUACAGCUCGUUCGUGCCUGAAGGGAUCCUGGCCAACGUCCUGGGCCUGCUGCUGAUCGUCUUUGGCCUGGUGAUCGGCUACAUCCUGACGCGGGACGAGUGGAAGCGGCCGCCCCUGGCUGAGGAGCUGGCCCUGUCCAUGGAUUUUAAAACCCUCACUAAGGGGGAGAGCCCCAGCAGCAGCCAGUGAUGGCUCCCUGGCUGGGGAGCUCCCCCCAGAGGCAGGGCGGGGGUGGACGUUGUGGUCGUUGCUCACUCCUGCAUGUACUAGCCCCUCCGGUGUCUGUUGCUGGUGUGUUGGUGUUGCUGUGACCUCUCUGCCACCUGCUGGUUGUUACGCAUACAGCUGGCGCGAGGGCAUCUGCUUUGACCCCCUGUCUGCAGGGGAGCUGUGUGCCAAUGCAGCAGCUCCCAGCCCCAUCCUGGUAAUAGGCAUCAUGUCGCUCUCGGACACUGGGUUGUGCCAUGUUCUCCCACUGAGCCCUUACGCCAUCCAUGGCCACUCCCCUGCCACCCAAAUCAUGGGGGAUGGGCUUUGGAUGUGCCAGGCUCAGGGGCAUUCCCAGCGGGCUGGGCGGGGGUUGGAUCCCUCGCCCCUCAAGCAGGGCGGCAGCAUUUCCAUGUCCCAGCCUGUCUGGCACGUUAGCUCGAGGCCCCCUAACACAUCUAACUCAAGUGUGGACGAAGGGCAGGGCGUGGCUCGCUCCUUCAGUUGCCUGCACUGACUUCUUCUCCCUCCUCGCGUUCACUCAAUGCCAAGCGGUGGGUCUAGCACCACGCUCCACGGCAGCCAAACCCAGUCCUCGAGGACCCUUGUUUUAAACCCGCCCUCACUUGCAUGCAAAGCUUUUGGUGUCUCUCUGGCUAGGGUAUUUUUAAUGAUCACUGGGUAUUUGUGUAGCCCUAACCGGUC